AUGCCGUUUACCCCGGCGGCGCUUUGGGUGCUUGCGUGCCUCGUACUUGCCUAUGUGCGCAUCCACAUGCGCCGGGGAGAGACGCCGCCGCCGCCGCCGCGCAAUCCGAUCGCGCUCCCGCCGGAAAUUGCGCGCAUGAUCUUUGCGCACGCAGCGGCUGAUCGCAGCGCGGAACGCGAUGGGCUCUGGCGCAUGCUUGUCCUAUCGCACACUCACUUUCGGAUCCUCGCGCCGAUCGCAUACCACACGAUCCAUGUACGGUCGAGCGCGGCGCUGCAUGUACUGCGCACUACCCUCGUGCUUCGGCGGCCAAAGCUCGCGCGCUACGUUCGGUGCCUACGAUUGGACGACUGCGAUCCAAGUGCCGUCGGUAUGGAGCAGGUGUUUUUAUGCUUGUCGCGGCUCGCGAGUCUUUCCCUUGAUGCGCGCGCAUGCGUCGCGGUAGGCAAAAUCAGGCGCAUCAAGACUGGCGCACGGCCCACGGCGCUGCGUGUGCGGUUGGGCGACGCAGCGCCGCACCUGCUUGUAGAUCUGCUAACGUCGCCACUGUUGCGGGACGUGCAAACACUGCAGAUUUCGUGUAUGCCGCACGCGGUGCUCGCGCUGGCGGAUUGCCCAUUGCAGUGCUUGAGGGCGGUAGAGAUGACAUUGCUCGCGCCAGUGGAGAGCGAGGGUGCGCUGGCUUUGCAGCGUGCCUUGGCACGGCUAGCCGAGCGCAAGGUUGCGGUUGGGAUGGUAGCGCGCGAUACGGGAUGCGUUGGUACGAUAGGAUAA
Molecule: messenger RNA, 774 nt
Organism: Malassezia vespertilionis
Lineage: Eukaryota; Fungi; Basidiomycota; Malasseziomycetes; Malasseziales; Malasseziaceae
Exons: 1
Coding region: 1-774 (257 amino acids)
Source: RefSeq, a predicted model, not a curated record